This is a messenger RNA of Galeopterus variegatus (Sunda flying lemur), 335 nucleotides long. Its product is annotated as tumor necrosis factor receptor superfamily member 10B-like. The coding region runs from base 18 to 335 and encodes 105 amino acids. The record is from RefSeq and is a predicted model, not a curated record. Gene Ontology annotation, cellular component: plasma membrane; cell surface. Gene Ontology annotation, biological process: TRAIL-activated apoptotic signaling pathway; positive regulation of apoptotic process. NCBI's taxonomy places the organism in Eukaryota, Metazoa, Chordata, Mammalia, Dermoptera, Cynocephalidae. The transcript is spliced from 5 exons.
CAGCAGAUUCCCCUGAGAUGUGCCAGAAGUGCAGCACUGGGUGCCCCAGUGGGAUGGUUGAGAAGAAUCCCUGUACACCCUGGAGAGAUCUCAUGUGUGUCCCCAAAGAAUCAGGGAAUAAAAACAGCUACAACUGGGUCAUAGUCCCAGCCUCAUUACGGGUUGUGGCCUUGGUUGUUGUGGUCUUGGUUGUUGUGGCCUUGGUUUUUGGGGUGAUUUUAACGUGGAAGAAAAUACCACUUUACCUGAAAAGCAUCUGUCUACGGUGUGGAGGGGAUCCCAAGUGCGUGGAUACAACUCUCUACAUUGGCCUGGGGGCUCUGGGUGGACUGUAA